UCGCGGAUCCCGGCGGACCCAGCAUGGCGGUGGAGGAAGAGGGGCUCCGGGUCUUCCAGAGCGUGAAGAUCAAGAUCGGUGAAGCCAAAAACCUUCCCACAUACCCGGGGCCAAACAAGAUGCGUGAUUGUUACUGCACCGUGAACCUAGACCAGGAGGAGGUUUUCAGGACCAAAAUCGUGGAGAAAUCACUCUGCCCCUUCUAUGGAGAGGACUUCUACUGCGAGAUUCCGCGGAGUUUCCGUCACCUGUCCUUUUAUAUUUUUGAUCGAGACGUUUUCCGGAGGGAUUCCAUCAUAGGAAAGGUGGCCAUCCAGAAAGAGGACCUGCAGAAGUACCACAACAGGGACACGUGGUUCCAGCUACAGCAUGUGGACGCCGACUCUGAAGUGCAGGGCAAGGUGCACCUGGAGCUGAGGCUGAGUGAGGUCAUCACUGAUUCGGGCGUCGUCUGCCACAAGCUGGCCACGCGCAUCCUCGAGUGCCAGGGCCUCCCCAUCGUGAACGGGCAGUGUGACCCCUACGCCACAGUGACCCUGGCAGGACCGUGCAGGUCAGAAGCGAAGAAGACGAAGGUGAAGAAGAAGACCAACAACCCGCAGUUUGACGAAGUGUUUUACUUUGAGGUGACCAGGCCCUGCAGCUACAGCCGCAAGUCCCACUUUGACUUUGAGGAUGAGGACGUGGACAAGCUGGAGAUCCGGUGA
This is a messenger RNA of Odocoileus virginianus texanus, 707 nucleotides long. The record is from RefSeq and is a predicted model, not a curated record. Lineage: Eukaryota; Metazoa; Chordata; Mammalia; Artiodactyla; Cervidae.